Culex pipiens pallens (northern house mosquito) is the source of this 2956-nucleotide messenger RNA. Its product is annotated as 5-hydroxytryptamine receptor-like. Gene Ontology annotation, molecular function: G protein-coupled amine receptor activity. Gene Ontology annotation, cellular component: membrane. Gene Ontology annotation, biological process: adenylate cyclase-activating adrenergic receptor signaling pathway. NCBI's taxonomy places the organism in Eukaryota, Metazoa, Arthropoda, Insecta, Diptera, Culicidae. The record is from RefSeq and is a predicted model, not a curated record. The transcript is spliced from 8 exons. Bases 73 to 1791 code for a protein of 572 amino acids.
ACUUUGGACACCUCGUCGUACAGCUCGGAAGAACGGGCCGCCCGGAGGCCGUAAAAUCACUUGCAUAAAGUCAUGGAUUUCCACAAAGCACCCCCGCCCAGGCCCCCCAGCCUGGGGACGUCCCUCGCCAAGUCCAGUGCGGACGUGUACGACUACAUCUUCAUCGACAGUGGCAGCCCGGACUCGUACCUGGCCGCCGGUGAACUGGGCGCCCUCACGGUGAACGAAACGCUGCUGAUGCUCGGCGGCAAUGGAACCGUCGGCAAUGGCAGCGACCUGGGCAACGGAACGGCCACCGGGGCGGACGAACCGCUGGCCGACGUCAUCACGAUGGCCGUCACGUCGCUCAUCCUCGGACUGAUGAUACUGAUUACCGUUAUAGGAAAUGUGUUUGUAAUUGCUGCCAUCAUCUUAGAACGUAAUUUACAAAACGUAGCAAACUAUUUAGUGGCAUCGCUAGCCGUGGCCGACCUGCUCGUGGCAUGUCUGGUGAUGCCGUUGGGGGCCGUUUACGAGAUAAGCCGAGGCUGGAUUCUCGGUCCCGAACUUUGUGAUAUCUGGACGUCCUGUGACGUCCUCUGCUGUACAGCUUCCAUUCUACAUCUGGUGGCUAUUGCCACCGACAGGCAAGUACUACUCAUCCGUUUGAUGAAACGUCCUUUCAAAUUAAUUACUCCUGCUGAACUACUGUUUUAUCCCCUCUCACACAGGUACUGGGCGGUGACGAACAUCGACUACAUGCACUCGCGCACCAGCCGGCGGGUCUUCACGAUGAUCUUCCUGGUGUGGUUCGCGUCCGUCAUCGUGUCCCUGGCGCCCCAGUUCGGCUGGAAGGACCCAGACUAUCUACAACGAAUCGAGCAGCAAAAGUGCAUGGUCUCGCAGGACAUCGCAUAUCAGAUCUUUGCCACGUGCUGUACCUUUUAUGUUCCUCUGUUAGUGAUACUGGUGCUGUACUGGAAAAUUUACCAGACGGCCCGGCGGCGGAUACACCGACGGAGACCCAAGGCCCCGCCGGCAGCGGGUAACAACAAUCAGGAAGAAACGCCCAAGCAAACCAAGUCCAGGAUACGCUUCCGGCUGAAGAAGAAGUUUGCCAACCCGGCCAAAUCGGCCGCAUCGUCGCUCGGUCUGGUGGAGGGCAACUCCACCAACACGGUCAACACCGUCGAGGACACCGAGGGCAGCUCGGCGGCCGAGCGGAGGACGGCCAGCGGCGUCGAGGAGACCCCAAUAUCGGCCGCCCCCAACAGCCAGCAAAUUCCGACCGUGUCCCACGAGGUGGCCACCAGGACGCUGUCGGAACCCCUGGAAACAAACAACAACAGCAACCAUCAACCACCGGUGGUACGACCAACCGCCUCCGGCCAGUUGGCACCCCCCGGUGGAACCCACCACAACUCGCCGGUCUUGUUGGGCAGCAACGCGGCCUCGCACACCGGUUCGACGCUGAACAUUGCCAGCACGCCGAAUCCGCACGCCCAGGUCUCCAAGCGGAAGGAAACGCUGGAAGCGAAGCGCGAACGCAAGGCGGCCAAAACCCUGGCCAUCAUCACGGGGGCGUUCGUCGUCUGCUGGUUGCCCUUUUUCCUGAUGGCCCUUCUGUUGCCCCUCUGCGAGUCCUGCUACAUGAACGACACCAUCGCGUCGCUGUUUCUGUGGCUGGGUUACUUCAACUCCACGCUCAACCCCGUCAUCUACACCAUCUUCAGUCCCGAGUUCCGCCAGGCGUUCAAGCGGAUACUGUUCGGGACCCAUCGGAGCUCCAAAUACCGGCGCGGAAAGCUGUAACGACGGGGGGCAAGCAACCGUACUAGCCAGUAAUCAGCUCUAUUUCAGGCCCAUUCCACAGCAUCCGUCGAUGCCCGUGACAGUCCCAUUUAGCCGAUAUCUAAUCUGGCACUAUCUGGUCCUCAUAGUCGUUAUCGUCGGAUGACAUCCCAGCAUAGAAGCGAAGAAGACGCCCCGAGAAAGGAUAUUACGAAGGAUGUGGAAGAACCCCGAAGAGAAAAAAAAAUACGAUUCUGGUCCUAGAAGCGAAGGAAGCAAAGACUGCCAAAUUUGUUUCGAUACGCUCCGAUGGCAACGUCCCAGCCAAACAUCCGAUCCGAACACUUCGUGUUCUCGCAGGAAAGUUUUUUUGGUCUCAUGUACAGUUAAAAAGUUGUAUGCAUUUCGAAUAUAGUGGUUUUUUGUCAAAAUAAAACCAAUAAUCAAAAUAUAUUAUUCGAACCAUAUUUUGAAGAUAAAUCUGACCAAAAAUUAUUUAAACUUAACUGCAAGAUUUUUCCAACAGUGCCACCCUCUCAUCGUGUAAGAAAAACAUCCCCACACAUUCGAACGUUGGAAUUGCCAUAGCAAAUGAUUAUCUUCUUGUCGAAAGUUUCCCACCCGAGAGUACCAGCCAGCAAAGGAGGAAAAUAUAUGCGCUAUGAUCAAUAUUUGGCCGGGUCCAUUGAUGAAAAAUUUAUGUUUGCUUAUAUUUCGGAGGGGAGGAAAAGCAAACGUGAAUCAAGAUUUCCUUCAGCGCCAGAAGCGGACCGGAGUUUUCUGACUGGGACAGGAGCGGAAUAGAUUUGGCUCUGCCGGUGAUGCGAACGGGGAGCUUUUCGGCUGGGAAAUCCAACUUUUCGCUAAGAGGAUUUCUGUAUUUUUAACUGAGAGAUUAUGUUAAGUUUAUUUCGUUCAGUGUUGGGCUUACUGAUUAAUGUAUUUCUUUUCUGGUACCGAAUCAGGACACAUGUUUGAGACUUGCUACUGCACAAUAUUCCGCUAUUUUUUAUAAUUUUCGGAUAGAAGAGACACAGCGCAAUCAAAAUAGUACAUUGUUUUCCGAAUGAGCAAUUCUCUGAGGUUUCGGUCAUUCGAUAUUUUUUGUAUUUUUUAAUCUGUCAGAUUUUUUUUGGUGCCUUUGGUAUGCCCAAAGAAGCCAUUUUUCAUCAUUUGUUUGUCCAUA